Cucumis sativus (cucumber) is the source of this 1152-nucleotide messenger RNA. RefSeq names its product mitochondrial inner membrane protease subunit 2. Gene Ontology annotation, molecular function: serine-type endopeptidase activity. The record is from RefSeq and is a predicted model, not a curated record. Lineage: Eukaryota; Viridiplantae; Streptophyta; Magnoliopsida; Cucurbitales; Cucurbitaceae. Gene Ontology annotation, biological process: mitochondrial respiratory chain complex assembly. Bases 321 to 875 code for a protein of 184 amino acids. Gene Ontology annotation, cellular component: mitochondrial inner membrane peptidase complex; membrane. The transcript is spliced from 5 exons.
AAAUUUCAAUUUCCAUUAUUUUCGUUGGCCUGUGCUUGUUCGCGCCUUCGUUACUGGGUUAGGGUUUGGCACCAAGUUAGUGGAAUGGUGAUCUCAAGCGGAUUUGCCCAAUAAUCUCUCCUCUUCAAUUCCGCCAUUGUCAUAUCAGUUUUCAAUUGUUCCAACUCCUCAGGCAUAAUUUGGCUCCUCACCGGGAACUUGCGGUUCCUCUCUGUUGCGUACUAUCAAAUUCUAGUUUAUUUCAUUGUAGAAUUUUCGAUGAUGCAGUUCCUGACUUCCCAGUUCACACUUGAUAUGCGUCCAUUUGAUAUUCUUUGGUGAUGGCAAACCGAAAUUUAGUGUGGAACGUUGUGAAGAAAUCUUUCACAUUUGGAAUUAUAGGGGUUACGAUUUCGGAUCGUUAUGCGAGUGUUGUUCCUAUCCGUGGUGCUUCAAUGUCUCCCACUUUUAAUCCUAUUGCGACUUCUCUGACAGGACCAAUGACUGGUGACUACGUGCUGGUUGAGAAAUUUUGCCUUGAGAAAUAUAAAUUUUCUCCCGGUGACGUUAUUGUUUACCGCUCCCCUUGUAAUUACAAGGAGAAACAAGUGAAAAGAAUUAUUGCCUUACCAGGAGAUUGGGUUGGAACUCGUCAAACAUAUGAUGUUGUUAAGGUUCCAGAAGGACACUGUUGGGUUGAAGGCGAUAAUCCAGAAUGCAGCAUGGAUUCGAGAUCUUUUGGCCCAAUUCCAAUGGGUUUGAUUCAAGGAAGGGUGUCACACAUCGUAUGGCCACCUCAAAGAAUUGGUGCUGUUGAGAAAAAAUAUCCUCAAGGAGAAUCAAAUCCUACCAAUUCAACUAAAACUCAAGGUAGAGAGAGAAGUAGUUUUUCAUGAUCAACCUGACCCCCUUAUUUGAGGCUUUUUUUUUGUAGUGAUUUUUAUCCAGUUACCAUCUUUAAUGUUGUUUUAUAAACAUAUAUUCACAUACAUUAUUUACAUUCUUUGGGUAUUUUCAAUAUAUAAUACCCAUCUUCUAGGAUUGAUUCAGGCCACUUUGGAAGACUUCUUAUUGUUUAUUUUUAGCAAAUUUUUGUUCUUAAAAAAUCUUCUAUGGUCAUUGGUAAUUAAUUUCAGAAAUAUGUAUUAAUAAUGAUCUUAUGUUGUUCUGCUA